GGGCGCCCAUUCCGCAGCGGCGUUUGCGGCGUUGGCAGCGUUCAUGCCCUAACGGCUGCCUUGAGGCGGGGCCCCUCCAUGCGGGGCCCGCGGUGCCGCAGCGUUCUGGCCGCCUUCACGGUUCUCUUCUUGUUGGGAACGGCGGCGGGCGCUGAGGAAGCUCUGCAAGGCGAUGCCGUGGUGGUGGAGGCCGCUUUCGGGCUGGGGGCGGCCGCAGCCGCUCUGCCGGCCGGGUCUGCCGACGUGACGGUGGAGGACGAUGUGACCGCCGCGCCGCUCGGCGAGCAGGAGGCGGAGGGCAGCGGGGAGGCCCGGAGCGGCGGCAGAUCUCUAGUAAUUAUCAGCACUUUGGAUGGAAGAAUUGCUGCCCUGGAUCCUGAGAAUAGUGGAAGAAAACAGUGGGAUCUGGAUGUGGGAUCAGGUUCUCUGGUGUCAUCCAGCCUCAGUAAACCAGAGGUAUUUGGAAAUAAGAUGAUAAUUCCUUCCUUGGAUGGAGACCUUUUCCAGUGGGAUCGGGAUCGAGAGAGCAUGGAAGCAGUUCCUUUCACAGUUGAAUCUCUUCUCGAGUCAUCCUACAAACUGGGCGAGGAUGUUGUCUUAGUUGGGGGGAAGUCUUUAACAAGCUAUGGGCUGAGCUCCUACUCAGGGAAGGUGAAGUACAUCUGCUCGGCUGUGGGCUGUCGCCGGUGGGAUGACGAUGAGGCAGAACAGGAAGACACUCUCCUGUUACGCCGAACUCAGAAAACAGUCCGUGCUGUUGGGCCACGCAGUGGUAAUGAGAAGUGGAAUUUCAGCGUUGGUCACUUUGAGCUGCACUAUGUCCCAGACGUAGAAAAUAGAGCAGGAUACAUUGAGAGCAAUUUUAAAUUACAUGUGAACAAAGAAGAAACAAAAAUAAUUUCAGAUGUGGAUGAGCAGGAGGCAAUGAUGAAAGAUACAGUGAUAAAAGUCUCAGUGGCUGACUGGAAGGUUAUGGCUUUUAACAGACGAGGAGGACAGCUCGAAUGGGAAUACCAGUUUUGCACUCCAAUUGCUUCUGCAUGGCUGGUUAAGGAUGGCAAGGUAAUUCCAAUCAGUCUGUUUGAUGACACAAGUUACACCACAAACAAUGAAGUGUUAGAAGAUGAGGAGGAUCUCGUGGAAGCUGCCAGAGGGGCCACAGAAUCCAGUGUCUAUUUGGGUAUGUACAGGGGCCAGCUGUAUCUUCAAUCAUCAGUUAGAAUUUCUGAAAAAUUCCCAACCAGCCCAAAGGCUCUGGAAUCCAGGAAUGAUAAUGCAAUUAUUCCCCUCCCGAAAAUUAAAUGGAAACCCUUAAUCCAUUCUCCUUCCAGGACUCCAGUGUUGGUGGGGUCGGAUGAAUUUGAUAAGUGUCUCAGCAAUGACAAGUAUUCUCAUGAAGAAUACAGCAAUGGAGCACUUUCAGUUCUACAGUAUCCAUACGAUAAUGGUUAUUACUUACCCUACUACAAAAGAGACAGAAGUAAACGUAGCACCCAGAUCACUGUUAGAUUUUUUGAUGAUAUGAAUUACAAAAACAUUCGCAAAAAAGAUCCUGUUCUUCUGCUUCACUGGUGGAAAGAAAUCGUUGGCACCAUUAUAUUUUGCAUUGUGGCCACAACCUUUAUUGUACGCAAACUUUUCCAUCCCCAUCCUUACAGCAGACUGCGGAAGGAAUCUGAAACACAGUGUCAGACUGAUAGCAAAUAUGAGUCUGCUUGUGGAGAUGCUAAGGACACCAGCUGGAGUGAUGUGAAGAACUCUGGAUACGUAUCAAGAUAUCUGACAGAUUUUGAACCAAUUCAGUGUCUGGGCCGUGGAGGUUUUGGAGUCGUUUUUGAAGCCAAAAAUAAAGUGGAUGACUGCAACUAUGCUAUCAAAAGGAUCCGUUUGCCUAACAGGGAACUGGCACGUGAGAAAGUGAUGCGGGAAGUCAAGGCGUUAGCUAAACUGGAGCAUCCAGGUAUUGUUCGGUACUUCAACGCGUGGCUGGAAGCUCCACCUGAGGGAUGGCAGGAAAAGAUGGAUGAACAGUGGUUAAAAGAUGAAAGCACCGAUUGGCCACUCAGUUCUCCCAGUCCAAUGGAUGUCCCAUCAUUUAAGAUCAGAACGGAGCCAUUUUCUACAAAGGACCACAAUGAAGUUAUUGCUACUUCAUUGGAGAAGGGAAGGUCUUUCUCUGUGGGAAUACCACGUAGUCAGUCUGAUUCAUCUGAAAGUGAGUUCUCUCCUCUGGAAUUUUAUGCUUCAGACAACAGGGUCUUGCACCAGUCGGAAGAUCCACUAUUAAACCUUCAGGACAGUGUUCUUACAGGCUGUGAUGUAGAAGACAGUACUAUCAACAGUAAUGACUUGGGUCACUCUGAAUUGGAUCACUCCCUGGAAGUCUGUCUUCCUGCUGUUCCUGUGAGGGAAGGGACCUCCUCCUCUAUUGUGUUUGAGGAUUCUGGCUGUGGUAAUGCUUCUAGUAAGGAAGAUAAAAUUGAUGCUUCAUGUGAUGAAAGUCUUUCUGAGGACAAGCCAACAAGUACAAAGGAACCUGGUAACAAGAAAUCUUCAGGAAGUCCCCUAUCUGUUUCUCCACCAAGGCCAACAAGUUUAAGCCUGGACCUUUCUAAAAAUACUACAGAAAAAGUCAAGCCCACCUCUCCAAAGGUGUAUCUUUACAUCCAAAUGCAGCUCUGCAGGAAAGAGAACCUUAAAGACUGGAUGAGCAGAAGAUGCAUAAUAGAGGAGAGGGAAAGGACAGAGUGUCUGCAGAUAUUUCUGCAGAUAGCCGAAGCAGUUGACUUUCUGCACAGUAAAGGAUUAAUGCACAGGGAUCUUAAGCCUUCCAAUAUAUUUUUCACAAUGGAUGAUGUAGUAAAGGUUGGGGAUUUUGGACUGGUAACUGCUAUGGACCAAGAUGAGGAGGAGGAAUUGGUACUUACCCCAAUGCCAGCUUACGCCAGACACACAGGACAAGUAGGGACCAAACUCUACAUGAGUCCAGAACAGAUCUGUGGGAACACCUAUUCUCACAAAGUGGAUAUAUUUUCUUUGGGACUGAUUCUCUUCGAGCUGCUUUACCCUUUCAGCACACAGAUGGAGAGAGUCAAGACCCUGAGCGAUGUUAGAAAUCUGAACUUUCCAACAUUGUUCACUCAGAAAUAUGCACAAGAGUACAUCAUGGUGAAGGACAUGCUCUCUCCAAGUCCCACUGAAAGACCAGAGGCGGCCGCAAUCAUAGAAAAUCCUGUAUUUGAAGACUUGGAACUCCCAGCAAAACCAGUGCUUAGGCAGAGGUCACGGACAAUGAGUUUAUCAGGAAAUAAGCAUUCGAGACAACCAAGCAAAUAAUUAUCCUCAGGAUCACUUCUUCCACUCAGCAGGCUUUAAAGGGAUUGUUCAUCAGAAGGAUCCUAUGAUGCAGAAUGUCUAUCUUGGAAAUGUUUACUUAAACUUUCUUUUGCCAUAGCUGAUGUUUAAGACGUUGGACAGAUUUUUGUUUAUUUUGACAGCCAAUGAAAGUCAGUAACCACACUUUCUACAUUCCAUUUUUCUUACCUUAACUCUCCUUGGCAGGUGGGUUCAGCUACUGUGCUUACCAAUGGUGUGCUCCAUUAUCUCUUUUUGGGGGGGGGGGUUGGGAUUUCUGGAAGAUUUUUUUUAUACUUUUUUUUUUUUUUUUCCUGAAGCUUGUAUAUUCUGCUUGCUGGGUAAGUGAGAGAUCUGUAACAUGUAAAUAGAAUUAAAAUACUGUAUUUUUAUAGAGCAAAUUACAGUCUCUAAGCCUAGUGAGUGUAUAUCUGAAUCACUUGCUCUUCGGUGAAAUGAAGAUGAUUUUGGAAAAAAAAAAAAAAAGAAAGAAAACAAAAGAAAAACCACAAAACAAUGACUCCAUUUUUUGUCCCUGGUAGGUAAACUGGGAACCUGCACUAUUUUUAAAGCAAAAAAAUCACCACAACUGUACAUACUGUCACUCUCCAUAGUCAGUCUUUAGAGGAAUUUUUUUUCGUAUUUCUACGCUGUAGUAGAUCUUAGGGAAUGCAUUUUAUACAGAUAAACCUGUAGGGAAGGGAGAGGAGCUUUUUGCCAUUAAAAGAGGGCUGAUAGGCAAUGGUUGGAAGAGCCAUAGUAAAAAUUAUGUACAAAGAUGUUGUGAUUCUGACAAUUUAAACCUAAUGAAGUCAUACGUGUCGUAUGUAAUCUUGUAGAUUUGUACUUUAAAAAGAAAAAUCAACUGGUAGGCAAUUGUGUAAUCUGCUAAUUUAACUGCCUAAUGCCGUGCUUUUAUUUCUCAUUGUAAAUAUGUUAAUUUUUAUUUAUAAAAUACGGAAUCAAUCCAUUUGGGUUGGUGGUGUACAGAAUGCGCUCGCUAUAAUUGUUGAGUGCAUUGAUUAUUGUGACUUAUUUAAAGUCUAAAUGAUUUAAUAAACUUUUGUAUUUAAAA
This is a messenger RNA of Gallus gallus (chicken), 4429 nucleotides long. It is a transcript of the gene EIF2AK3, whose product is annotated as eukaryotic translation initiation factor 2 alpha kinase 3. The transcript is spliced from 17 exons. Gene Ontology annotation, molecular function: ATP binding; protein kinase activity; protein binding. The coding region runs from base 79 to 3336 and encodes 1085 amino acids. Gene Ontology annotation, biological process: protein phosphorylation. The record is from RefSeq and is a predicted model, not a curated record. Lineage: Eukaryota; Metazoa; Chordata; Aves; Galliformes; Phasianidae.